AUGAUGAAAGCACGCGGAGGAGGUGUGGACGAAGCUGAGGAUGAUCUAGAGGGGAAGAAGGCGUCGAAAGCUGCUCUCACUUCUAUGCCGUAUCAAUGUCAGGAGCUGAUUCUGUAUGGGAGUGUGUUUGCAGACAAUUUACCGGAUUUGGAAAGGCGUUUGACUGGACUCUGUGAUCCCGGAUCAACCGAAUUCCACGAGCACGAUCUCUCGUUCAGCCUGCGGACGGGAACAGACCCCGAUGUUACGAUAAGGCUUCGUCGUCGCUUCAAUGUCGACUCAUUCAACAGCCACCAGUGGCAGUUUCGAUAUAUUGGAGGGCCGGAACCUGACCAAAAGUGCCCUGUGAUCGUUCGGAAAGUGAUUGACUCAAUCGCAUACUCCCAUUUGAUGAUGGAUUUCGUUAAGACACUAGGAUUACGCAUGGACUAUGAGUACAUUGCGAAGGGUACCGUGUGGACAAAUGGAAAAAUGAAAGUUGUUAUCAGUCAGAUUCAGAAAACCGAGAAGGCUGGGUAUUAUGAUCAAAGCAACCUGAAGCGAUUCUCUGACUCCUAUCUUGUGGAAAUGAGUGUUUGUUUGCCUGAUUCUGCUGAAUACACUGCUGCUGCUAAGCAGUUAAGAGACUUCGCCGACCAGUUACUUCCCCUUGUCGAAAUGGAAAAAGUCGACUACUGGAGAAAAUGA
Molecule: messenger RNA, 687 nt
Organism: Ostertagia ostertagi
Lineage: Eukaryota; Metazoa; Nematoda; Chromadorea; Rhabditida; Trichostrongylidae
Source: the annotation of a GenBank genome assembly